AUGGAUACUAAAGGUAACUCCCGACUCCGAGGCCACCGAGACCAGUCUCCCCUAUCAUUGGAUCCGUUGAAGGUUCGCCCCAAGGGAAACUGUUGCUAUCACAUGAAGAACUGGUGCCACGAAAUGUACGAUGAUCUCAAGGACAUGGGCAAGAAUCUCAAGAACGCUUUCCGACCCGAUGAGGCUGAGGAGGCUCAACAAAAAAGAGAGAGGGACAUCAGAGAGUUCUUGAACUUGGAUAAACGCAAUCCUCGCGAUCACACCUUCCGUGUAUUACACCCUGAGCCUCAAAUGGUUGUGGGUUAA
Molecule: messenger RNA, 306 nt
Organism: Fusarium coffeatum
Lineage: Eukaryota; Fungi; Ascomycota; Sordariomycetes; Hypocreales; Nectriaceae
Exons: 1
Coding region: 1-306 (101 amino acids)
Source: RefSeq, a predicted model, not a curated record